AUGGCUUCGACCAACUACAAGGAGGCGUUCUCGCUAUUUGACAUUCGCGGUGUCGGCCGCGUAGCGCUCGACAAGCUCGGCGACCUCCUCCGCGCCUGCGGGCAGAACCCGACCUUGGCCGAGAUCCGUGACCUGGAGAAGAGCGUGGGUGACGAGUUCGACUUCGAAACCUUCCAGCGCAUCCUGAACCGGCCGGGCGGUUUCCGCGAUCCUGGCGAACCAGAAGAAUACUGCCGCGGUUUCCAGGUGUUUGACAAAGAUAUGACGGGGUUCAUUGGUGUCGGUCAGCUCAAGUAUAUCCUUACGAACCUUGGCGAGAAGAUGUCGGAAGACGAGGUCGACGAGUUGCUCAAGGCCGUCGACACGAGCUCAGGGCAGGUCAAUUACACAGAGCUCGUACGCACCAUUCUCUCCAACUAG
Molecule: messenger RNA, 420 nt
Organism: Chaetomium globosum CBS 148.51
Lineage: Eukaryota; Fungi; Ascomycota; Sordariomycetes; Sordariales; Chaetomiaceae
Exons: 4
Coding region: 1-420 (139 amino acids)
Biological process (GO): mitotic actomyosin contractile ring assembly
Cellular component (GO): myosin II complex
Molecular function (GO): calcium ion binding
Source: RefSeq, a predicted model, not a curated record